Dovyalis caffra is the source of this 1149-nucleotide messenger RNA. Lineage: Eukaryota; Viridiplantae; Streptophyta; Magnoliopsida; Malpighiales; Salicaceae. The record is from the annotation of a GenBank genome assembly.
AUGGGUUUUUGGAGACCAGCUGUGGCAACUUGGUUUCUUAUGGUUUGGUGGUUUUUGAGUAUAGCAGUUUCUGAUCCCUUGCCACCAUGUGAAUUUCCUGCUAUUUACAACUUCGGUGACUCAAAUUCAGACACCGGUGGUAUAUCGGCCGCGUUUGAGCCAAUCUCAGCACCAUAUGGUGAGGGUUUCUUUCACAAACCAGCCGGUAGAGAUUCCGAUGGCCGCCUGAUUAUUGACUUUAUAGCUGAGCGCUUGAAAUUACCGUACUUGAGUGCAUACCUGAAUUCAAUUGGAACAAAUUAUAGGCAUGGUGCAAAUUUUGCUACCGGAGGAUCAACCAUCAGGAGGCAGAACGAGACCAUAUUUGAGUAUGGGAUUAGUCCAUUUGCUCUUGACAUGCAGAUUAAGCAAUUUGAUCAGUUCAAAGCUAGGACUGCUGAUCUCUACAAUCAAGUGAGAAGUACCCCAGAGGCAGAAAAACUACCGAGAGCUGAGGAGUUCUCAAAGGCCCUUUACACGUUUGAUAUAGGCCAAAACGAUCUUUCUGUUGGUUUCAGAAAGAUGAGCUUCGAUCAACUUCGCGCAGCAAUGCCAGAUAUCAUUAACCAGUUGGCCUCAGCAGUCAAACAUUUGCAUGAACAAGGAGGGAGGGCGUUUUGGAUACACAACACAGGCCCGAUUGGGUGCUUGCCUGUGAAUCUAUUCUACGUAUCAAACCCAGCACCUGGUUAUCUUGAUGAGCAUGGUUGUGUCAAGGCUCAGAAUGAAAUGGCUGUUGAGUUUAACGGCAAGCUAAAGGAGAGAGUUAUCAAGCUAAGAGCAGAGCUCCCAGAAGCAGCAAUAACAUACGUGGAUGUCUACUCUGCUAAACAAGGACUUAUAAGCAAUGCAAAGAAUCUAGGAUUUGCUGAUCCUCUGAAGGUCUGCUGUGGGUAUCAUGUGAAUUUUGACCAUAUAUGGUGUGGAAACAAAGGAAAGGUUAACAAUACUGUCGUCUAUGGUGCCUCUUGUAAAGAUCCAUCGGUCUUCAUAAGCUGGGACGGUGUUCACUAUUCUCAGGCUGCAAAUCAAUGGGUUGCUGAUCAUACACAGAAUGGUUCUUUGACAGACCCAGCAAUUCCUCUUAUUCAAGCAUGUCGCAAGAAGUGA